AUGGAAGUUAGUGAUUCUAAACCUUUAAUUUUUUUAGAAUAUUAUUGUUCUAAAUUAGCUAAAUCUUUUUCAAUAAUUUCUGAUGAUAAAUCAAACUGCUUUUUAAAUGUUUAUAUACCCAUGGCUUCCAAUAAUGAAUCAAUUUUAUAUGGAUUAAUAGCUUGGGGCGGGAAAUUUCUUAAUGAUUCGUUAGCCGAUAAAUAUCUUGAUAAAGCAAUCAACUUAUUAGAAAAACAGUACAAUAAUUUUUCUAAGAUUGAAAAGAAAAAUUUAUUAAUUACAAUGGCAUGUUCAAUGAUUUUAAUGGAUAUUGAAAUAACGACUGGCGACGUUAAAAGAUGGUCCAAAUUCAUAAAUAUAUGUAAAAAAUUAAUUGAAAUUAGUGGAGGAAUUAAAAAUUUAAUUGAAACAAUUGAAGGAAAGUUUUUGAUAUCUAAUUUUUUUUAUAGUGAUAUAUUAUCAUCAAUUACUAAUGAAAAUGGGACAAUGCUACCAAUCGAGGAUUAUAAUAUAAUGUUUAAUAGAAUUUAUGAGAAUUUUAUCGAAGAAGGAGAAGAAUUGGCAGAUCCAAUUCAAAGUUGUUUAAAACCGUUAUUUUUAAUUAUGGGGGAAAUCAUCAAUUUUUCUACUCAAAUCAAUCAAUUUUUAUAUGAGGGAUAUGAUAUUAAAAGAAGAAUUGAUAAUAACUUGGAUGACAAUAAUUUAGAUGACAAUGGUUUUGAUGAUAAGUUGGAAGAAAACCUUACAUUGUUUGAAUUAUUUCAAAUGACAUUAAAAUUAUUUUUAAAGACUUCACUAAAAAAGCAUGCAGCGAUUUUGCCAGAGAUUCAGUAUUUGCUAUUGAAGAUUAAUCAAUUGGUAGACAUAUUAAUUGGGAGCAGUGUUAAGGGGGUGUUGUGUUUUCCUAUGAUUAUAGCUGGAAUCAAUUCCGUUUUAGAACAAGAUAGAUUGGAGAUGAUUAAGAGGUUUGAUUUUUUGAUCAAUAUUUAUAAUGUUGGUAAUUUCAAAAGAGCUAAAGAGAUUGUUAAAGAGAGUUGGAAGUUGAAUCCAAAUGGGGAAAUAUGUUUAAAUUGGUAUGAUGUAGCUAAUAAGUUUAAUUGGCAUUUAAAUUUGGGAUAA
Messenger RNA from Ascoidea rubescens DSM 1968, 1119 nucleotides. RefSeq names its product fungal specific transcription factor domain-containing protein. The record is from RefSeq and is a predicted model, not a curated record. The transcript has 4 exons. Bases 1 to 1119 code for a protein of 372 amino acids. Gene Ontology annotation, cellular component: nucleus. Gene Ontology annotation, biological process: positive regulation of transcription by RNA polymerase II. NCBI's taxonomy places the organism in Eukaryota, Fungi, Ascomycota, Saccharomycetes, Ascoideales, Ascoideaceae. Gene Ontology annotation, molecular function: DNA-binding transcription factor activity; transcription cis-regulatory region binding.